Acanthoscelides obtectus is the source of this 12673-nucleotide messenger RNA. The record is from the annotation of a GenBank genome assembly. Lineage: Eukaryota; Metazoa; Arthropoda; Insecta; Coleoptera; Chrysomelidae.
GUCAAAGAUGACGUGAGUUGGUCGAUGUGAAAUUUUAUCCGUGUCAAAACGUGUAUUUUUGUCUAAAUUCAAUGUUUGUGUUGAUGUGAGAUCCAUCGUAAAAUGGAGCCCUGUGGGAGCUGUGCGUGUUCCUCCCCAGAGGCGACAGCAUACUGGGAAUACCUAAAGACCCAGUUCGAAGGGCAGACGGCCACGUUGCAGGAGAAGGAGAUGGAAAUUAGAGGGAAGCUUGCUGUUGUUGAUAAUCUUAUUUCUUCGUCUAAACAAAGUAGUCGUCUCCAAAGUCCAGUUCCCAAAGUAUUCGUCCAGAGGGCUGAUGAGCCUGUGUGUGAUUUAUCGUACGAGUCCACCAACAUCUCCUCAACCAGCGAAAAGAACAUUCCCGUCAGCUUCCUACAACGCGUAAUGGAAAACGCCAAGUCCAUUUUGAACCUAAGCAACAACACCAUCAGGACGUCGAUGGUGUUUCCAACAGACAGUUCUGUGAAUGAAACUCCUACAAGGGAGAAUGAUCCAUGUCCCUGUCCGACAGAGCAACAAUGGUCCUCCACUGCCAUUGCUGAUUCUUCUGAGAGUAUCUACCGAGCCCAGACCAGUAUGUCCAAAUAUGAGGUCAAUAGCUGCUCACAGGAAGUCGCCUCUAUGAUGUGUCACGCCUGCAAAACGUAUUUCAGCGGCUCAAACGUUCCUCCAGACAAAGUUGGCAGUCAAAUACAGACAUCGGCGACUUAUACAUCAAGCGACAGCCGAAUGGAAGAAACAAGCAGUGUCACCUGCACCCAGCUAUGCUCUGAGUGCCAACGGAACAGUAGCAAUUAUCAGUGUACUACAAGUUCAUGUAGCGGAGAAUGUACAGUUUGUCGCGCAGGCUAUGGAAGUGGAAAUCAGAACCCUUUAACAAGUAAGGGCAAUUCCUGUGGUAGAGCAACCUGUGAUAAUACCAAUGAUACGCAAUGUCAAGAUUGUCGAUCCACCUAUGAAGACUGUACUGAAGAAUGUACAGAAUGUAACUCUUGUACAUACGGAUCUACUUGUGGAUGCACUUCAGGUAACACAGAUGCAGAGGUAACAGCCCCGCUUAGUCAAAGUCAGAAUCUGACCUGCACCUGCGCCACGUCACCCGACGAGACACAGACACAAGACCCUAACAUAUCAUGCGGUUGUGGCAGCAAUGAAGAUGCCUACAGGCCAACCAUAACGUGCUCUUUCAACGCAUCAAGGGCCCCUUCCGGAAUGAUAGGGUGUGCCUGUGGACCCUCAGAAAGGAAGCUCAACUUGAACGAACGUGCUAUGAACACCUCUAGGCAGCAGAUGUGCAAUCGAAAUGUGCAGUUUGAGGAGAGCGCUGUCAAUACAGUCAGGCCCCAGAUGAAAUCAAAAACUACCACCAACCGUCAUGAGCGUUGCUCUAACACGUGCAGAGCUGCCUUGGAUAGACCGAAAGCGUCUGCGUCAGCUGGUUCUGGAGACAUAAGCGGACCUAUCAUUCAGAACAAGAAUCUGGUGACACAUUGGGUGGGAUCAACUCCAAGGCAAGAGAUAGAUUCGGAAGUGGCUCUGACCAAUCUACCAGCAAGUAGAGAAGGGGCUAGGACACCGUAUAACUUUUUGUCAAGAUCAACUACUACACCAGAUAUUUCCUAUGGAACCAAAGGAACUGAAGCGAGGCAGAGCACUUGCGCCGUGCCUUCGUGUCCUUCGAAAAAAUACAGAUCUAGAUCAGACAUCAGAGACAGACAAAAUCAGGCGCAGGAGUACAGACCGCCUACAAGAAACCGAAGUGCUGGAGGAGUUCCAAGUCAAGGAAACUCGGCCAGCAGAUGCUGUUUCCACUGCGUCCAAACCAACGAAAAAAGUGACCAACUGAUGAGGAUGAUGGCUGAGCUACAGAUGCAAGAACGGGAGAUCAAGGAGCGGAUGCAAGAACUAUUGGAGAGAGAAAGAAUUUACGACAACGCAUUGAACAACGUUGACGUGUUUCACGAUCCGUAUGAUCCAAAUUGCAUGUGUGGAUGCAGGGAAUACCGCGAUGGAGGUCAGAAUUAUCCAGAGAUGGAAGCCCGACCACCAUCCGAACCUUACGAGGAUAUAGAGAGAGUUCGACUAGAACUGAAACUAGAGAACCAAGAGCUGAAAGCUGAAUUGAUGGAGAUGAAAAUGCAAUUAAAGCACACACUAGAAAAGAUUGAAGGGCCGAUGAAGAAAAAACUGGAAUAUGAACAGGCCAAAUGUAGGAAACUACAGCAAGACUUAGAAGAGACCUCCACGACCAUGAUGUUGAGCCAGGACCAAUAUGGCAAGGAAAUGGACAACCUGAAGAUGCAGCUAUGUUGCGCGUGUGCAAACAUGACUGAACUGAACACAAUCAAUAACCGUCUAAAGGAUGAACUAAAUUCGCUAGAUUGUAUAUGCGCAAAACUAGAAGAUGAUCUUGUGAAGCAAAAGCUGAACGAAGCAGAAACUAUCAAACGCCUUGCCAAAAGGUCACCAUAUUCAGACACAGGAGGUGGUUGUCCCACUUAUCCCAUACCGGGCGGGGCUGGUGGUGCCUACCCAACUGCAGAUGGUACUUGUUCCCCGUACCCCAUCACUUAUGGCGCUGGCGGUGCCUAUCCUACUGCAGGACGAGGUACGUGCCCUACUUGCCCAAUUCAAGACGGUUGUCCGGCAGGACGAGGAGGUGGAUACCCAAUGGUGACUGCUUCAUAUCGCCCAGCUUCACCUUGUGCAGUAUGCCAAGAUGUCACAAGAGAGACAAAAGAAACAGACUGUCAAUGCGAUCACUGUAGAUGGACAGAACCAUUCAAAUGCGAUUCCAAUCUUCAUGUGAUAGCCAGAAAGCUGAGCAAAACGAUAAAAGAGACAGGUCCAUGCCAGGAAUGUUCCAAGCUGCCAGCUGAACUAACUGGCGCAGCCAAAGUUAUCAAAGACCUCACAGAUUUGGUGGAAAGCAGAAAGGAGAAGAAAAAAGAAUCAGCGUGUAUAUGUGAAUCAGGCAGAGACUCCAGCUUACAUAUAAUAGCAAGGAAGUUAAGCAAAACUCUUAAAGAUACAGCUCCAUGUGACAUAUGUGCCAACCUUCCAGAAGACUUGAAAGAUGCUGCGACAUGUAUCAAGAAUUUGUCCGAUUUGGUCUGUAGUAGAAAGGAAGACUCCAGUGGCGAUAAAAAAAAGAAAGACUGCUUCUGUCAAUCGCUGCCUGCAAUUAAGGAUGGAUGCUGUCAAUGUUCUACCAGAAAGUAUAAAGGCAUUCAAGAAACUAAGCUAACGAAGAUUGUCGACACUCAAUCUGGUACUGCUUUGGAACCUCCAGCUUCUCAAGAAGCUCCAUCCACCUACUCAACACCAACGCCUUCAAAGAUGCUAGAUCAGGAAGGAGCAGCCGAACCUGCAGAGGCACCAGCAGAAGUACCUGCCGAAAAAGAACCUGCUUCUGAGGAACUAUCUGCAGCAGGCGAUGAUGCAGAAGAUGCAUCAGAACCGCCAGGUAAACCAGCUGCUCAAGAGGAAAUAACACUGGCUGUGGUUGAUUUGGCCCCAACUGCAGUUGAUGUUGAGGAUCCAUCUCCUGCAGCAAGCGAUGAUGCAGAAAAUCCAUCGAAACCGCCAGUUGAACCAAUUGGUCAAGAAGAAAUAACGCUGGCUGUGGUUGAUUUAGCCCCAAUUACAGUUGAUGUUGCAACAGGUGUGAAUGACCUUGCCCCAGUUGUUGCUGCAGGUAUUCCAUCCGGUAAAACGCCAUCAGGUGAUCUUCCUUCUGAGCUAUCUCAAACUGGAUUAUCAUGUGGUCCAGAUGCAGUCUGCGCAGCGCACGGAAUGCCCUGCGUCAAAAAAAUGGAGAGAGCGGCACCUCUAGUUGAUGAAGCUAAAGUCUUAGAUCUGACACCUCCAGCUACAGACGUAUCAGCAUCAUCAGAAGGAGCACCUAUAGAAAGAGUGAGGUCUCCUCCUGCUGCAGCAGCUGAAUCACCUCCUGCGAUGUCUGCAGAGCCCCCCGCGCCAUUCGACUCAUCACGUCCACAAACGCCAACCACACAGCCUAGCGUGCCAUUAGGUGUUUGUCCAUGCCCUCCGCCUGCAGGUUUUGGUCCUGCACCUCCAGGAUAUACUCUCCCGAUGGCUGGAUUUGCUCUACCACCAUUAGCAGGUGCUCCACCAAGUGCACCACCAGGUAUCUCGCGAUAUGAUGAUUUUGAACCAUGUCCAAGAGUGUGUGGUCCUGAUUCUCCCUGCUACACGGUGGGACUUCCUUGUAUGACUGGGCGUCGACUACCAAAAAAAGAUGGUGGCAUGCCUCCCGCAGGUUCAGCCGGAUAUUCACGAGGAUAUGGACCAAAGGGUCCAGGAUUGCCAGGUGAAUCAGAACGAGAGGGUCCAGGGAGUACAGUAAGUGCAAACCCAGGAGGAUCACUAGGAUAUGGACCAAAGGGUCCAGGAUUCCCAGGUGAAUCAGAACGAGAGGGUCCAGGGGGUCCAGAAAGUGCAAUCCCAGAAGGAUUACUAGGAUAUGGACCAAAUGGUCCAGAAUUUCCAGGAGGAUCAGAACAAGGAGGUCCAGGGGGUCCAGGAAGUGCGUUUCCAAUAGGAUCAGGACGAGAAGGUCUAGGAGGUCCAGAAAGUGCAGCACACAUCCUAAUUGUGCCAGACGUACCACGCCAGUUCACAGAAAAGCAUACUGGUGAUUUCCCAUUCGAGGUUGAGACCAGAGCGGAAAUAUUGACUGAACCACCACCAGGACUUCACGUCACUACAACGAUCACAUCUUCUGGAAACCUGGAGGUCAUCACAGAAGGACCUAGUGGUGUUAUAGAAACUAUCUUGAAUUAUACAGACGACGGUGUAAUAGAGGUAAUCACAUACCUUCACGAAGAAGAAGAAAUGGAAAUAGCUCCAGGUGUACCAGGCGUGGUGUUUGGUGAUACCAUUUCACAAUCGUUUACUGAAGGACGUGCUAUGGACAGCGCCAUGGACAGUACAACGCAGGAUAGCUCCUUCGAUGAUAAGUAUAAACGGAAACCAAGCACAGGCGUAGACCGUUUGAGUAACGAGAGGCACAGGUCUUCUGUAGCAGCUCAGCUUGAAUUCGAGAGCGAAAGAGCGCAAUUACAAAGAAUCGCAGAACAAAAGAGCUUCAUCACUUCAGAUGGUUCUCUAGCCACAGACCUAUCUGGAGGGAUAGAAGGAGACACAUCUGGAUAUUCGGAAGGACCGAUCAUAGGCCCAGGAGUUGGAGUAACAGGAUUGCCAGGUGAAACUAUAUACCCAGCAGAUUUAGAGGAACCAGAGCCGGUAGAAGUAGCAGAGGGUCCGCUAGGAGUGCCAGAAACAGUAGGAGUAGCAAGAGGUCCAACAGAAAUGCCAGGAGCAGUAGAAGUACCAAGAGUAGCAGUAGUACCAGAAGGUCUAGCAGGAGUGCCAAGAGCGGUAGGAAUAGAAAGAGGUUCAGCAGGAGUAUCGGAAGGUUCAGCAGGAGCAUCGGAAGAUCCAGCAGGAGUGCCAGGAGAAAUAGGACUACCAGGAGGUCUAGCAGGAGUACCAGACGCAGUAGGAAUAGCAGGAGGUCCAGCCGGAGUAGCAGGAGUACCAGCGGUAAUUGAUGCCAGAACUGGACUGACAGUUGCUGACCAAGAAGUAAUGCUUACCGCAAUUGACAUGAUAGACCAAUCUACUGGAUAUCCAAUCAGUAAUGAAAAGGGCAUGAUGAGCCCUCAUAUCAGUACGGCGGACAAAGCCGAAGAACCAUGGAUUGACAAAAGGAUGAAGAAACUAUAAGCUUUCCGAUCAGUAUGGUGGACAAAGAAGGCGAAGCUGUGUCAACGACCGAUCAGCAAGCUAUCAGCGAUGAAAUCGCCAUGGUGGAGAAAGCAGCUCAAUCACCAGAAGGGAUAGACCAGGGAAUCACUAGCUCUCAAAUAGACGUAGCUGAUAAGUCCUCUGAUUAUCCUCAACUCUCUGAGCAAGGUGUGACCGCCUCUCAGAUAGAAAUGAGAGACGAGGCAGCCACAGCCGAGGGUGCCGAAAUGUCUGACAUGGAUACAGAAACGGCAAAAUUAGAAACUCAGGAUGCUGAAGCUUAUCAAGAACAGAUACAUGAGCAAACGUCUGCGUUGAUGUACGAGAAGGAAAGCAGAGAAGCAGGUGAAGGAGCCGAGAUUUGGGUAGAGGAAGAAGAAAUAGAAGGAGAAAAAAGGGGAGAAAAAGAGGACAAAGAAGCUGAAAAAGAAAGGGAAGAAGGAGAAGAUCAAGCGUUGGCUACACCUGAAAGCAAAGAGGUUUCUGGUGGGGUUGAGAAACCUGGUGAAAGUGAAGGCGAUGCAAUUCCAGUGGGAGCUGCAGGUGAAGGCGUGGUUGCUGAUGAAACGGCCCCCGAAUGGACAGAGCUCACACCGAUAACUGAAGAAGGAACAUUGGAAACCGAGUCCAAGACUGCAGACAAAUUGGGCAAGUCCUUAGAGGCGGCCGAGCCCAAACGUCAAAAACGUGACUGCUCAUGUCAGUCAUCUCCGCCCUCCAUAGAGCAAUCAUGCCAAUGUUGUGAAUGCAAAGAUAUCGGCAUAUCCACAUCACACGACUCCGAAACCAUUACAGAAGCAACAGGCGAUCACCUAGACCCGUGUACCCAAAAAGCAUCACAAAAAUCCAUCACCGAAGAAGAAACCGUUGAGAUAACCGAAAGUGGCGAGCUUUUCACCGCCGCUGAUGAUAUGGCACCUUCUUCAGAUUCGAAGGCGGGGGAUCAAGAUAAAACGCAACGAGCUAAAGCGGAAAACGAUGAGUACAAAUCAGCACAUGAUAUGAUCUCUGAGAUGAUUGACGGUGCUCUCCAAGCAGGGUCCAAAGCACGAUCGAAAGUAGAUAGAUCCAGAGCAAGUCGUGAAAGCACGGAUGCGAAAAGGUCAUCAAAAUCCAAACCGGCAAAUAAAGCAGGUAGUCAAACUGGUAAAGGUUCCAUGGAAGAGGAACUGGUCAAGACAGAAAUCCUUGGAGUUGAAGUUGUUGAAGGAGGCGCAACAAAAGCUGACACUGGUGCUUCACAAACUAGAGCAUCUCAAGAUGCAACUUUCUCUACUACAGAUGCCGGUCAACCUGUCACAGGAGUUCCUUCAUCUGAAGUACCAGCAGAACUAAGAAGCUUGGAUAGGGGCAGUCGAGAUGCUGCCGGUGCUGAUGCUACAGCUGUGAAAGCCAGCAAAACAACGUCAUCUGAAUCAGAUUCUGAUCCUGACAGACGUAAGAAGAGAGGUUUGGUUGAUAAGAAGAAGAGAGGAUCUCAAGAGGUACCAAAAUCUGCUUCCCAAGUGUCAUAUUUAGAUGGUAAACCAAGAAAAAGGCGAUCGUCACGUCUAGAUAACGCGGUAUGUGACUGCAAAGGCGUCUGCCAGUGCGUAGUCUGUUCCAAGGAAAUCAUCCAGAAGCGACUUGCAGCGACCGGAAAUCAAGAACCACCCAGUGGACGGUACGACCAACUGUGUUGCUGCGCAGACUCCAAUGCAGCGCAACUUCAGCAACAACAAUCAUCCCGACCCCUUACGCCCACACAGCAAAAGGCCAUGUACCAGGCGCAAGUACCAGUAGGUUACGUGCAAUUUGAAGCGCUCUGCAACUAUUCACAAGGAGGGCAGCCCCAGCAGCCGAUUCAUCCACCGGGUUGUAGAUGUCGGACAUGCAGGUGCAAUCCAUGCUCCCCAUGCCCUCCAGAAUACGAAUCCCCCGAACAAUUUAUCCGCUCCACGGACCUGUGUAGCGCAGGCGGCCCAGGUGCCCGCACUCGAAUAGGCAGACAGCGCGAUCGCAUCAGCAUCAACGACGUGUUCCGCCGUUCCGAUAACGCGGACAUGGACAGGGGCGGUCCCAGUGUAAUAUCGCCGUCCAUACCCAGGAAUAAGCCGUACCUGCGGUACCCGAAUCAACGCAUGGAGCAGCAUCCGUAUGACUGCGAGUGCAUCGAUUGUAUUUGCAUGCCUACCAUUCAAGAGUUGGCACAGACGAGGGAGAUACCGCCUAUUAGGGAUGAAAAACAGGUGUAUCAGGUGAAGUGCGUCUGCCCGAACGCCCAAAACGCUCGCAAGAUCCUCUCCCAACGUUCCCGCAUCCCCAUAUCAACGAACCCGGCCACCAGUCCCCCGAGAGUUGCAACCCCUACGGGGUGCACGUGCGAAGUUUGCAAGUGCGAAGACGACAAACAAAAAGAGGUUCCAACAGGAGAAGGGGCAGCGCUAGCACCUUCCUUCACGCACAAGGAUCAGUGCGACUGCCCUGAGUGCGAGUGUGCAGUCUGUUUUGAUAAGGCGAAGAGACCAGUGGGGAAGAACGAAAAAGGUUGCUGUUGUAAGGGACCGUGCACUUGUGAGGAUUGUAGUGUAGAUAAGUAUAAGAAAGCCCUCGAGAGGGUAGGAGGAUUUCUUCCAAAACCCGGAUAUCCAAGUGACUGCGGUUGUGAUACGUGCGAGUGCCCAGAGUCACCACUGAAACCUAAAAAGAAACCAAAACCAGGUCACCCGGAAGAUUGCGACUGCGACAUAUGUCGAUGUCCAAAAGGACCCAAUAAGAAACCAUCCGACUGCAAUUGCGACACCUGCAUCUGCCCAGGAGGCGGUGACCGGAGCGCUCCCAAGGAAGCCAAGUGCGACUGCGACCCUUGCGACUGUUCGCCAUGCAGCGAUCCGAAGAGACGAAAAGUUGGUGACAGUAGGCCAGGAAAGUUACCGCCUUGCGAUUGUCCGACGUGCGAGUGUUUGCCAUGUGCGGACCCCACCAAAAUUAAGGCGAUACCCUCUACCGCCGAAGGAUGCACGUGCGAAACCUGCGACUGCGCCACCGAAGAAAAGAUGACGGCUGUGAUGUCGAAAGUACCGCAUCCAGAGAACUGCGACUGCCCCGAGUGUCUGUGCAUGGAGGAGAUUCUACAGACCAUCGACAGCUUCGGCCACGUGGACGAGUGCACGUGCGAAGAAUGCAAGUGCCCUAGCGAUGAUACCACCUCCUCGCAGCACAUGCAGGGAUGUACGUGCGAAACUUGCGCGUGUCCAGGAAAGAUUGAUACUACCACUAGCGUACCUCACAUGGAGGGGUGUACUUGUUCGGUAUGCACGUGCCCCGGUGCGACCGAAACAGGCGUCGGCCCUACCGAUAACGUGCCCACCCAUCCCGAAGGCUGCACGUGCGAAGAGUGCAAGUGCGAACCAGUGAUAGAAGAGCACCCGGCAGGUUGCACGUGCACCGAAUGCAAGUGCGAGCAGUGCCAGACACUAGUGCACGAAGGCAACUGUCAGUGCCCGGAAUGUCUAUGUCCGGAGUGCGCCAUGGCUGGGGGAGAAGGUGGCGCUGGGGAGGACGAGAAAGGGGAUGCGCCGCCAGCGCAGCUGAUUAAUAGGAGUUGUCAUUGUCUUGCGUGCCAUUGUGACACGUGCACAGACCCAACCAAAGUUAAAGUAGAAAGGAAGAAGGAAGCACCAGCGCCUGAGGUAGGAGCGAACUGCACGUGCAAAACCUGCAUUUGCAUUGACUGCAUAGGAAGAGAAGGAAAAGCAGAUGGAGGAGACCAACAACCAGAUGAGUGUACGGAAAGACAUACAAAUUGCAAAUGUGGUAUAUGCACCUGUAAGUCAUGUGAACCUACUACAGAUCAAGAGGAAACAUGCAGGUGCGGAGAUUGCAAAUGCGAGGACUGUAAAUACAAAACGCAACACAAAGGUGACUGUGCCUGCCCAACCUGCAAAUGCAGAGACGACCUACCAGGUGGAGGUACAGCCCAACGCACAGCACCAAGUGGCAGGAGACACCCUAACUGCAAAUGUGUAGAAUGCACUUGCGUCGAAUGCAACCCCGACGAGCCAUACUUGGAGAAGAAAGAAUCGGAGUGCAAGUGCGGAGACUGUAAGUGCGUCGAAUGCAAGUACAGAGCUACACCUGAGUGCACGUGCAAGGAGUGCAAGUGCGAUGGAGAGAAAAAACCUGAUGAAGCAGGUGCUGAGCCUGGAAUGGUGUUGACUGAUCCGCCACCGUUCGAGUUACUAAAACGGAAAUCCUGCGACUGUAACACAUGCGGUUGCGUGAUGUGCAAUCAGAAAGCCAUGACAACUGGAGCAGGAAGAGUACAACCUGCAUCGGGAGAGGCACCACCCUUUCAGAUACCUGUCCGUUUGCCAUGUAAUUGUAAGGUCUGCGAAUGUGCCACUUGCAAUCGAGAUGCACCGAAACCACCACCACAGGACGUCAGUGGAACCCCUGCCAGUGGUGGAGGUGGCGGAGCAGCACAGAAAAUAGCCCCGUAUGCAACUGAUGAGGCGCCACCAUUCAAAGUUCCUACCCGUUUGCCUUGCACCUGCGCGACAUGUGAAUGCGAAACCUGCAACAAGAACCCGCCACCACCUCCACCUGGAGCAGAAGCAGUCAGUGUGCCUCUUCAUUCUGGCGACUGUACGUGUGAAGUGUGUAAGUGUCAACCAUCAGAAGGCGGAGCACCAUUUGGAGGUGGUGGAGCAUAUAUGCCGCCGCCACUCCAGAUACCAGUAGGAUGUGAUUGUGUGGUAUGCAAGUGUUCUCCAUGUCUAGAUGGAGGUGGUGGAGGAGGCGGAGCUCCAGAUGGCGGCGGCGGAAAGAUCUUUGCUCCAUCCGGUCAUCCGCCCGUCUGCACAUGCCCAGAUUGCCGUUGCUCCCCAUGCGCUGAUAUCAACAAACAAGGCGGAGGGAGAGCAGCAGACGACUGCGACUGCGCCGUGUGCAACUGCACCCCGGACGGUGGCAGUGGUGGGGGGAUUAUAAGGCCGUCUGGUCACCCUGGUGAUGGUGGAGGAGCGAAAGGUCACCCCAUCCCGUGCGACUGUACGGCAUGUGCCUGCACCCCAUGUGCGGACACCAACAAGCGCGGUAGUGGCAUGAUAUCACCCUCUGGUCAUCCCAAGGCAUGCGAUUGUGGUGUUUGCCAGUGCACACCGUGCGCAGAUCCUAGUAAGAAGGGAGGAAGCGGUGGGGGUGGUGGUGGUGGUAUAUCACCCUCGGAUCAUCCCCAGUACUUCUUACAUGAAGGUGAAAAAAUCUAAGAAACUCCAAGAAAUGUGACUCUUUCAUCCAAUCUGAUGGGUUUGCUGAACCUUGUGAGCCAGGAGGAGCCGAAUUUAAAAAAAGUGGUUUGAAAUGUACCCGUGGAAAAAUGAAAAAAGGAGGUAUGGAAUUUCCAAUAGCUGAUGCUGCACUUUCCUCUUUCUGAUGAAACUAUCGAACCAACCUGUUUGAAUCCUGUUCUGGCAACAACGCGGUCGGGUCUUUGGACAGUUGUAAUCCCAGGGUUGCGACUGCGCUGCUUGCCAGUGCACCCCGUGUGCUGAUGCCAGUAAACAAGGUGGCGGUAGCGGUCCCGACAAAAAGGAUUCUGGAGAUUGCACGUGCUGUACUUCCAAGAAGAAAAGAGGAAAAAUCAAUGGAGGAACAAAAGGAACUGGAUCCGGUAUACCAGUAAGUCAUCCGGCUGGUUGUGAUUGUACCGUGUGCAAGUAUGAACCUUGUCUUGAUGACAAUAUUCCAAGAUCCAAAGGCGGUAAAGCUGAUGCCAUACCUUCCCAGUCUCGUCAAGCAUCUCAACAUCCUCUUGAAUGCGAUUGCUACACGUGCAUCUGUGAGAAACCUCUUGACGGCAAAAGAAACCAAGCUUCGGGAUUAUACCCUUCAAAGAAGGUGGGCACUGAAAAUUCUGGAUAUUCUGAGUUAAGCAAGGGUUCACAUCCGAAUGACUGUGAUUGCCCGGAAUGUUGCAUGAGUGCUAUCGGUACAAUGGACGAUGCCGCUCUGAUGCAGAAGAUACAAACUGACAAAAAAGAGAAUUGCAAAUGUCGUGAGCAAAUCAAGGAGAUCAAAAAGGCGCUAACGAAGAUCAAGUGCGCUUGUACUGAAGCUGAGAUGAAAGCAAUUAAGGGCAGUCAGAUGACGGCGACCCAAGGAGUUGGCGGUGGGGCAAAUCCGUUGGUCAAACAGGCCUCGGCGUUCGGGCAGACGAUGUCGGGGUUGAAGUUGGCAUUGAACAACCUCCAAGACAAGUGCAAGGCCAAGGACAAGUUGAUCCAGGCGAUGACCGGGGAAUUGAAGACACGCAUCAGCAGCAAAACGUUUGAUCAUAUUAUCGCGGCUCGGAACUGUGACGCUCCAGACUAUGAUAAGGGAGGUGAUGUAAAAACCCCAGCGCCAUCUACGAACGUCUUAUACACCGUAAAUGAAGAAAACACUGACUUCGACGUGAAACUAUCGAAGGCCGUCGCAACUGAAAAACACAAACACAAACGAAGGACUAAAGGAUGCAAAUGCGGCAAAAACCAUAAGGACAAAGAGAAAGACUCGCACCAGGUAGAUCUGACAGGUUUUGAGGUGAUCGACAUUCGGAGGAUAACCAACGAUAGUAUAAUCAUAAAAUGGAAACCCCCAAAGACUAACCUAAUCACUGGAUACGACAUUUUCGUGAAUGGUCUCAACAAAUCGAAAGUCAUGAGUGGCGGACGAACCAGUGCAAUGGUGCACUCGUUGGAUCUGUCCUCGACCAUUCAAAUUACAAUUUAUGCUGUUACUAAGUGUGGACGGUGCGAACCGCCAGCCAUAGCCAUAUACGAAAUAAAGUGAAACUUGGACCUGUCAUUACUCUAGUUGGCAUGAUUGUUUUAUCAAUAAAUUCUUUUGUCUUGUCAUA